AUGUACUACUUACCUAACCUACCCUUUUUCAGUAGACUCUUCAAAGAACGAACACGUGGAGGCAAUCUACAGUUGGAAUUCGCACAAACACAUACGAUUACCCUUAAAAAGUCGAAGUUUGGUGGCGGAACCCGACAAGUAACAUUCCAUGUAUCCGGUUUAAGUCAAGAAGCUGAAUUAAAGACAGCUGGGAAAACACUUCACAUCACCAUUGGCCAAGGUCUUCCGAAUACCACACGUGAGUUUCUUCCGAAUGGGAUGGUUAAGGUUGAAGACAUCUUACUCGGGAAAGGACCAGCCUUGGAACGUCCAUCUACGGGUUACCAGAGAAGAGUGGACAAGUUGAGGGUUUCAACCCGAAAAACACCUUUGCGGAAUGCUCCAGCACCACUUCCACAUGCAGAACCUAUCACUAACAAUCACGGAAUGACAAAUGAGGUGGGUGAUGAUUUUCUGGAUUUUUUUUUCUGAAA
Strongylus vulgaris is the source of this 473-nucleotide messenger RNA. The record is from the annotation of a GenBank genome assembly. NCBI's taxonomy places the organism in Eukaryota, Metazoa, Nematoda, Chromadorea, Rhabditida, Strongylidae.